AUGGAUUAUCCCAAAAUGGAUUAUUUUCUGGAUGUGGAGUCUGCUCAUAGACUCUUGGAUGUUGAGUCGGCUCAGAGAUUCUUCUAUAGUCAAGGAGCUCAAGCUCGCCGGGCGACCCUGCUCCUGCCUCCCACAUUAAUGGCGGCAUCUUCGGAGGAUGAUAUAGACCGGCGGCCCAUCAGAAGAGUCCGCUCCAAGAGCGACACGCCGUACCUCGCCGAAGCCAGGAUCUCCUUCAACCUAGGGGCAGCUGAGGAAGUGGAGAGACUCGCAGCCAUGCGUUCAGACUCCCUUGUCCCAGGUACCCACACCCCUCCCAUCCGGAGGAGAAGUAAGUUUGCCAACCUGGGAAGGAUCUUCAAGCCUUGGAAGUGGAGAAAGAAGAAAAGUGAGAAAUUCAAACACACAUCUGCAGCCCUGGAAAGGAAAAUAUCAAUGAGGCAAAGCAGAGAGGAGCUGAUAAAACGAGGGGUCUUGAAGGAAAUCUAUGAUAAAGAUGGGGAGCUCUCCAUAUCGAACGAAGAUGAUUCGCUGGAAAACGGACAGUCCCUGAGUUCCAGCCAGCUGUCUCUGCCAGCCCUGUCCGAAAUGGAGCCGGUUCCCAUGCCCAGGGAUCCCUGCUCAUACGAGGUGCUCCAGCCUUCAGACAUCAUGGAUGGGACAGUGUCUGAAGAGAGUCCCUCUGCCAGUGAGUCUGGAGUCCUCCUGUCCCAAGAUCCUUCAGCCAAACCAGUCCUGCUACUGCCCCCCAAAAAACCUGCUGCUUUCUCUGGAGACCAUGAGGAGACCCCAGUGAAGCAGCUGUCCCUUCUCAAGCAACCCCCCGCCCUGCCUCCCAAACCCACUGCCAAGAUUGCCAACCACUUAACAGAUCCUGGCGGCCCUGUGAAAUUGCCUUGUCUGCCCGUCAAACUGUCGCCUCCACUACCUCCAAAGAAAGUCAUGAUCUGCAUGCCUGUCGGGGGGCCAGACCUCUCCCUGGCAUCCUACGCGGCCCAGAAGAGCGGCCCGCAGAGUGGGGCCCAGCACCACCACACGGUCCUGCCGUCCCAGAUCCAACACCAGCUGCAGUACGGCAGUCUCGGCCCGCACCUCCCCUCCACCACCGGCUCCCUCCCCAUGCACCCCUCUGGCUGCAGGAUGAUCGAGGAGCUGAACAAAACGCUGGCCAUGACCAUGCAGAGGCUGGAAAGCUCUGAGCAGCGGGUCCCCUGUUCCACUUCUUACCACAGCUCUGGUUUGCACUCCGGUGACGGUGUCACCAAAGCGGGACCUCUGGGCCUUCCGGAAAUAAGACAAGUGCCAACUGUUGUGAUUGAAUGUGAUGACAAUAAAGAAAAUGUGCCUCACGAAUCAGACUACGAAGACUCUUCUUGCCUGUACACGAGAGAGGAGGAGGAAGAGGAGGACGAAGACGAUGACAGUGCGCUAUACACCACCUCCCUGGCCAUGAAGGUGUGCAGGAAGGACUCCUUAGCCAUCAAACUCAGCAACAGGCCCUCCAAGCGGGAGCUCGAAGAAAAGAACAUCCUUCCCAGGCAGACGGAUGAAGAGAGACUGGAGCUGAGGCAGCAGAUCGGCACCAAGCUCACCAGGCGGCUGAGCCAGAGGCCGACGGCGGAGGAGCUGGAGCAGAGGAAUAUUCUAAAACCUCGGAAUGAACAGGAGGAACAAGAGGAGAAGAGAGAGAUCAAGAGGAGGUUAACUCGAAAGCUCAGCCAAAGACCCACGGUGGAAGAACUUAGAGAAAGAAAGAUCCUCAUCCGUUUCAGCGACUACGUGGAGGUGGCUGAUGCUCAGGACUACGACCGCAGGGCCGACAAGCCGUGGACCCGCCUCACCGCCGCCGACAAAGCUGCCAUUCGAAAGGAGCUCAAUGAAUUUAAAAGCACCGAAAUGGAAGUUCAUGAAUUGAGUAGACAUUUAACAAGGUUUCACCGACCUUAACAGUCAAAUUCCUCUUGAGUGCUAUGCUGUCUUCAAAACAUAAAUUUAUAAGAACCAUAAGUGCUGGUAUUUAUUCACUUCCCCAUUAUGAUGUAAAUCUUCUGAACUGCCUUUUUUUAAAAAAGAAGAAGAAGAAAAAUAAAAGGAAACGUGAUCAGGAUUCUCUUUGCGAAAAUACGGGGGUCACCGCUCGGCGGUCAGAACCACUGGCACCACGCGGAUACCGAGGACACCGGUGGGUCGGACGGAAGACUCCCUGGCGCUCGGAGCGGGCCCCGGCCUCUCCAGCCAGGCCCAGCAGGCCAACCUCCUUUAGGCUCAUUUAGGCCCCAGCGAACCUCUUCCCCUAAAGUGUGUGUCACCUGGGUCCAAAGAAAGCCGAGGCUGUGGGUUUGGCCUGGAACGGACUGCAAAGCAAAUGGUCGGGUGGGCCUUCUAGACUUGACCGGACACACUGGCUGUAGGCGUCCGGCUCGGAGGAGGAUGCUGAGAGGGAGCCCUAUCCACGGUUGCCCCUGUCCUUUCUCCCCCUUCAGCCGUCAUCCAUGCAGUGAACAAAAGGGAAGAUGCUUUUCUCGGGGAGUCUGUGGUUGACUGUUGGUCCCAAGAGUGUGUAGGCUCCAGGUGUGGAAGGCCGACGCAGAGCCCCUAGCCUGUCCCUGCAGACUGAGCUGAGCUGCCUUCUAGGGAGCUCCGGUUUAGAAGGGGAAAGCAGUCAUCUGCUCAGUUCAAGUGAACUGACCCAGCUGUGUCACAAAAGCCAAAUGUCACGGGUGAUCUUACGCACACGGCCACUGCCGUGGUAUUCCUAUGGUAUUCGUGCGUCUGAGUGUGAGGACCCUGGUGAGGACAGAAAGGCUGGGGUAAGAAACUGCUUGGCUGGUGUUCUUCGUUUUUCUCUGAGCACCCUGGGGCCGGUGACUGUGUGGCCUGGAAGUUAACAAACGGCCUCUGAGGAUAGGACCCAUGCAUGCAAGCUAGAGCCCAGUCCCGAAAGACUGUCCAGCCACCGAUGGACGGGCACUCCAGAACCACUUGAUGGCCUUCUAGUCUCCUGUCUUUGCACUGAAGAGUUUCUGUGGGGGAGCUUCAGGGUUUGGCACAGGCCAGAAUCGUGCAGACACCAGCCACGCCUGCCCACGCUGUACCUUCCCGCUCCUGUCUGGAGAGACUCCUUCCUCUCCCUCAUGGUGCUGGCAAGCCUGGCUGGAGAGGUCUCUCUCUCUGUCCCAUUCACUUGGGACCACAGGAAGGCAGUGCUCUUUUGACAGAGGGUCACCAAGGAUAGGACGUGCAGUGAGAGGGAGGACAGCCCCCAAACCCUAACAACGAUCUUAAUGAGGCCCGUCGCAGCUGCUUCUGUUUUCCUUCCUAACAGACCUCGGAGGGCCCUCAGCCCCGCAGCUCUGCCUGGCCUUCUGGGGUGGUCGCCCAGUUAGCGCCGUCUCUCCAGGCAGUGGCGCGCUCCCCUCCACACGUGCCCGAGAGUUCGAUGCCAGAUUGGCCUAGCACAGAGUGAGCCAGUGCCCAGCCCCAGCCGUGUGGGAAGCGUUACUCUGGGGACGCACACCCGGCGAGGAGGCCAUUUCAUUUCCGGCCGGCACUGAGCCAGGAGCCGGGCCUGUUUUGGGGGGAGCUCAGGGCCGUCCUGGAGGUGGUGCCCACUCACCGUUGCCAAGCCAUCGUCCGCUCUCCUCGUCCCCCGCGGAGUGAGCGCGCCACUGCCCAGCCCCAGGAGGGGCACCACCGCUAGAUCCUUUUCUCUGAAUGUUGAGUCUGGAUAGUUAACUGCCGCGGGAGGGUACUGUUCAGGGAAAACGUGGUCGGGACUUCAGUGUGGCUGUAAACACAGUCUUCCCGAAAGGCUUACUGACGUUUGAAUGUGCAAAUGGUAUGACGAAAGAGGUCGGGCUCUUUCGUUGGACUUCUCUGCGGCAGGCAGGUGUUCCAGGCAGGGUGCCUGCCCGGCCAGGGCUCGAGGCCGAGCUUCCUGUAACUCCCAGCUGGCCUUGUGCGGCUCCCAGGGCCCUGGCGUGAUGGGCAGGCCUUCCCCGGGCCCAGGAGCGAGGCGUAAGGGAGCUCCUUCCCGGGCCUGGACUCCUCCUUCGAAGGCCAGUGGCUUCUCUGCUGGCUUCGGUUCUUGGGCCUCCGAGGCCCUGGGAACGUGACGCCCAAAUCGAUUUCCCUGCAGCCAGCCGGCAACCCAGGGAUCUUGCCUGAAGUGCCCUGUUGUCGCAGUCCACUUUGAGCACAGAGGACAGGGAACACAAUCUCCACUUCAAUUCCUGCAGAGCACUCUUCUUGAGAAGUCAGUUGCAGGAAUUAGGGGUGAACCUUCCAUGCCCCUGAGAUCUCACCCACCAUCAAGGUGGGCUACUUCAAGCCCAGUGUAGGGGGCUCAGCAACCUCAGUGGACCACAGGAUGGGGGUCUCUGCUGUCUCUUUCCUUCUGUGAAAUCUUGAGGUCUUGAUAAAAAUCCAAAUUUCUUUCUUUUUUGCUGUAUUCUUAGGACAACUGGAAGAUGUUACAAAGAAAGGUAAGAUGGGCUAGGUGGUUUAAAAUGCAUCCCUUUUCUGAAAAAGCUGCAGUUCUCAAAGGUCUUGUGCAGAUACAUUCCCAAUGGAGCCUUUUGUCAUUUGGAUUAGCGUGAGAGGAAAAAUGUGAAAUUUCUCAAAUCAAACAGUUUCCCUCUCAAAAUCAGACAUUGCCCCACCCUGCCCCCCACCAUCUCUGACGGAAGGGACUGCCAUCGGCCUACUUGCUCUUUCAAAAUUGCUGAUCUAUUCCUCUCCAAAGGCCCUCAAAGCCCUGUAAAACUUUUAAAACUUUAGCCUUUAUGUCAAAUUAGAGAAACCAAACAAUGUGAUGGUAGAUGUGAUAAAAACCUGAGUUUAUUUUUCUCCCGCUUAUGAACGUGUAUUUAUAUUUGCCGAAUGAAUAUCGUGGUGUGAGCUUCGAUGAAUGGGAUGUCAGGCUUUCCCUGUGCACAGCGGUGGGUGGAGGUCACCUUAAAUGACUUUUUCUUCCCAUCUGUCUGUUAAUCCCCAAACCAGUUGCUUUUUCCAGUUGCUUCCCGGGUGUCUGUACAUAGUUUGUCUUUGUAUAGGAGCGCUCUCCUGUGUUCUAAUUUAACAGAUGAUGGCUGUAUGAGGAAGACAAUGUAAAUAGAAUACAAAUUAAACUGGAUCUCUAUGGCCUAGGUUUUGUACAUACAGAAACUGCAUGGUAUUUAAAUUAUUGUUUGUCUCUGAUGAUGUAUGCAGUUUCUUUAAAAACAAACCAAAAAAAAAAGUCUAAAAA
This is a messenger RNA of Neomonachus schauinslandi (Hawaiian monk seal), 5248 nucleotides long. RefSeq names its product phosphatase and actin regulator 1 (gene PHACTR1). Gene Ontology annotation, biological process: stress fiber assembly; cell motility. The transcript has 14 exons. Bases 1 to 1947 code for a protein of 648 amino acids. Lineage: Eukaryota; Metazoa; Chordata; Mammalia; Carnivora; Phocidae. Gene Ontology annotation, molecular function: actin binding. The record is from RefSeq and is a predicted model, not a curated record.